Molecule: messenger RNA, 978 nt
Organism: Didymodactylos carnosus
Lineage: Eukaryota; Metazoa; Rotifera; Eurotatoria; Philodinida; Philodinidae
Source: the annotation of a GenBank genome assembly
CCUCUUUUUUUUGUUCUGUAUGUGUUUAGAGGGAAAAAACAAAGUUAUUUUUCAUCUAUCUCAAAUUAUUAUCUAUAUACAUAUAUAUAUAUAUAUAUAUUGUGCCAAUUUUGUCGCUAUUCUCGUAUUAAAAGAAUAGAAUUUUAAAAAUAUACAUAGAAAGUAUAUGAUAAAUCGUUUAACAGUGUUUCUGAUAUUUGUGAAAAAAGUCUAUUUCUUUUAUCAGAUUAGUAGGACUAAUAUUAAUUUAUGCAGAAAUAAAUAGGAUUAUAUUUUUUAUUUUUCUAUUCAUACACAUUUAUUGGAAAAUAUGACUUACUAGUUAACUCAUGCGAUAAUGAUAAAGUUAUUCUUUGAAUCAUUGCCUUUCUCAAUUUUAAUGCUAUCUCACUUGCUCUUGACUUAUUUUAUGUCUAAAUUUAGUGAAAAUUUCUUGUCAUAUAUCUAUAGAUUAAACCUGUGAAUGUGUAAAAUAGUUUAUCUAUGACUUGUAGCAUUUAUUAGAACAUAUAGAUAUACUCAAAUUCUUUGAUUAGACUGUUAAGUAUCGUAUUAUUAUCAUUAUGCUAUUUUUUUACUUUGAUAUACUAUUUUAAUAGAAAUAUAUCUGUUUUUGACAGUUGAAUGGCUAACGUUAAACGUUCGUUCACUUUGUAAAUUGUUGAGAAAAACAUUUUUUUUUUCAAUAGUUUCAUUAAACAUUUCUAGAGAAAAACUAUUAUUCUUUAUUUCAACCAUUUUAUUUGAUCUUUAUUUUAGGUUGAAAAAGAUGAACGAAGUGAUAGUGAAGAUAGCGAUAAUGAACCGAGUGAUAGUGAAGAUGGCAAUGAUGAAACAUACACAAAACAUGAUGUAUUACCACAUCAACAAUCACCAGAUUUAUCUACAACGAAUAAUGGUGAUUUAAAUGAAAAUUUAUCUGAAAAUUCUUCAUUACAAACAUCUAAUUCAACUGAUGACGAGGAAAAAGAUGACUAA